Molecule: messenger RNA, 4901 nt
Organism: Patiria miniata (bat star)
Lineage: Eukaryota; Metazoa; Echinodermata; Asteroidea; Valvatida; Asterinidae
Product: 4-coumarate--CoA ligase 1-like
Exons: 12
Coding region: 140-1717 (525 amino acids)
Molecular function (GO): CoA-ligase activity
Source: RefSeq, a predicted model, not a curated record
GUUGAUAGAGGGCGCUGUACUGCCCGUCCCGAAACACCCGAUCACGUGCCCGAUGUAUUAUUUGGUAUUUAAGAAGAAAUUACUAAUUUUUCCAAGUUGGACAAGUUUUCCAUUACCAUAGCAACGAGGCUGCAACAAGAUGACGACUUUCAGAAGCAAGUUUCCUGAUGUCUCCUUUCCCAGCAUGUCUGUGGAUGAAUUUGUCAUGGAGCACUUUGAUCGCUAUGGAGACCGAGUUGCCAUGGUUGAUGGCAUAAAAGGACACGAAUACACUUACCGUCAAAUUAAACUCCUGGUGAGAAAGGUCCGUUUCGGCCUGGCUUCCAUGGGCUUCAAAGCUGGGGACGUGUUUGCAAUCUUCAGCCCCAACUGUCCGGAGUUUGGAAUCGUCAUGUUGGGCGUGCUCAGUGCUGGGGGCAUCGUUACGACGAUGAAUCCCAUGUUUACUGUAGACGAGCUGGUUUAUCAACUGAAAAACUCGGAGGCUAAGUAUCUCAUUACAGUUCCAGCGUUUGCCGAUAAGGUGUUCAAGGCGCAGACGAAAUUGCCAAGCUUGAAAGAAGUGUUUGUCUUUGGCGAGCAUCCGGGCUGCACCUCCUACCUGUCGCUCAUUAACAACAACGGGCAGAGUCUCCCGAGGUCAAAGGUUGACCCUGAUGAGGUUGUUGUGCUCCCUUACUCCAGUGGGACCACGGGGCUGCCAAAAGGGGUCAUGCUGACCCACAGAAACAUGAUCAGCAACACGUACCAGCGAAGCAGCGAGCACAUCAUCAAGAUCAUUCCGGGAGAAUGUUACUUGGCCCUGCUGCCGUUUUUCCACAUCUACGGACUGAGCAUCUGCCUCUUGCAGUGUCUUUGGCUCGGAGUUAAGAUUGUCACCCUCCCAAACUUCCAGCCGGAGACCUUCUUACGUAGCAUACAGGACUACAAGGUCACCGCACUGAUGUUGGUACCUCCCUUAAUGCUCUUCCUAGCCAAGUCACCCCUAGUGGAUCGGUACGACCUGUCCUCAGUCCAAUUCAUAAUAUCCGGCGCGGCUCCACUCGGCCAGGAACUGAUAGAAUCCAUUGCCGCUAGACUAGGAGUGAAAUGCAUCAGCCAGGGUUAUGGCUUAACUGAAACUUCUUGUGCCGCUACCAUCACGCCUCAGAAUGACAUCAACUAUGGAUCGGUAGGAUUGCUUCUGCCUAACACGGAGAUGAAGGUUGUUGAUGUUACAUCAGGGAAGCUACUCGGCCCAGAACAAGACGGGGAGAUAUGGGUGAAGGGACCUCAGAUCAUGAAGGGAUACCUCAAGAACCCAGAGGCCACGGCACAGUGCAUCGACAAAGAUGGCUUCUUCCACACAGGUGAUAUCGGUCAUAUCGACAAGGACGGCUACACGCAUAUUGUUGAUCGACUCAAAGAACUCAUCAAGUACAAAGGACAUCAAGUCCCCCCGGCAGAGCUAGAGGCAUUACUCCUGACACAUCCUGAGGUGUUGGACGCGGCGGUGAUCGGCGUGCCUGACCAGGCAGCGGGUGAGCUGCCUAGGGCUUUCGUUGUCCGCAAGACCAGGGGACUGACCACUGAGGUGGUCAAGAAAUACGUAUCCGACAAUGCCGCACCUUACAAGCGGCUUCGCGGUGGCGUCAUUUUCCUGGAUCAGAUUCCCAAGUCGGCAAGCGGCAAGAUACUGAGACGUGAGCUGAGAAAGACUCUGAAAUCCUCCCUCUGAUUCACAGACCUGCAGUAAUCCUGUGACGCCCCAGACUAGAACGCAGUCCCAACUUAAGUGUUCCAGUUGGAAGGUUAAUAGUUGGGACGGUUCAAGCUGAAGUUGGGACCGAUGAUCUAGUUGGGCGGAACAAUCCCAUCAACCCAUACAACUCAGGGGUCAAUUAUAUAAUAUUGGAUGGCUUUAAGGUGGAUACAAGAAUAUAUUGCACGAGCUGUGAAUAUUGUCAUAGGGAGUGCAGUAUAUUAUUGUAUCCUUGGAAAAAAAAGCCAUCUUAUAGUUGUUUUAUUAUUUAAAUCAUGCUGACUUGAUUCGCAAGAAAUACAAUUCAAGACGCUGUCUUCAUAUCUCUUAUUUCGUCAAACUAUUUGAAGCUGCCAUUGUGAUUAUUGGCAUCAGUGCGCGCAUACCUGGACUGCUGUGCGCUGCGUGGGCGUCCGCGUUCGAAGAUACCGCGUGCUACGUACGCUCUGUUGACUGGUUGACAGCUGUGAGUUUCUACGCUCUUGAUCGAGCGGGAACCAGCGAUAAUGCCUGGAUGAGGACUCGCCGCGGAGAAUAUCAAAAGUAAUAUUGCCCGCAAUCCGGGUACUUUUACUGACAAUAUUGCGGUCAUCCAGGUACGUUUUAUAAAAGCAUACAAUACGCCAAUUUAUUUUUACUGCUGGAAGCCCGAUAUAUAUAAUAAUUACAAAUAACUGGGGAAGCACAUACAGUACUUGCUAAGCAAGGACAUGUUACCAGCCAAAAUGUCGUGCAGUGUCUAUUCCAUAUGACUGGUACCCUGCUUUCCUGCUUACUACAUCAAUUUGGGAAGCAAUAUUUUUUGUUCAGCAGUUCCUUGAAAUUGAGCCCAGAUCAGAUUUUUUUUUUGGUAUAAAUCUGGUAUUAUACAACCUGUAAAACACGCCAAAAAAGGAAUUUAAUUUCCUAUUGAAAUAUUAAGAUUUAAAUUUUAGUUCUAUUUAGCAAGUAUUGACUUUCCAACUAAGUUGUAUUUUUAUAAUAACAUCAAUGUUUUAAUUUUUUUUUAAAUAAUUCAUAUUUACACACAAAAAAUGUAUAUGAAUGAAAGUUUUAAAAUGUUCUUCAUUUUCUUAUGUGAAAAUGGUAUUCUUCAUUUGAAUUACAUGUAAAACUGCGCAGAAUAAUGUUGAAUUGAGCACAGUAAGGGUUUAUGAAUUGAAAUUUCUAAAAGUUUGAGAUAUCAAUGUGUGCUCAUGUAUUUCAAUGAAUCAAAUAUGAAUAACUCUUCGUGAUAACGGUUUGCUCAUGUAUUUCAAUGAAUCAAAUAUGAAUAAUUCUUCGUGAUAACGUGAUGGUAAAAAGAGGACUUCAUUUUCAAAGGCACAUCGGUGGUUGCAUAAACCUGAAGAUUAUGAUCUUCCAUUAAUGUUUUUGGAACAAAAUAUCCAAUACUUGAAGAUUUGAUGCAUUCACCAAACGGACACAACAUCAAAUUUCUGAUUCAAACAUUCACACUAUUGCGCUCAUUGCUGUUUAUUUAUUCUUGUAAAUUUUUCAAACGCAAGAAUACAAUUCAAACAUACAACAUAAACUUCCAAAAAUCUUUUUCCAAAUAUCUAGCAUUCUUUUUAAAGAACCAUCCUCUUGUUAAAGCUCAUUAAGAUAUAUAUAUGAAGCUAACUGAAAAGUAAAAUCAACCAAAGCUAAAAUGAAAGGAAUAUAUUUUUGCUAAAUGAUCACAUCAACCCAAUGGCACAUGUAUUACGUUGUUUUUAAAUCACUGAAAAAAAAAACAAUAGGGCGGUUUCGGGUGCAGAGUAAAAUGUCAAGGACACUUUAAGGUUUUUUAUAUAAACAAGUAUCAAGACGAUGAACUUGACCUAAACCAACUUACCAAGUAUAUAAUUACUACCAAAGAUUGUUUAGAAGACGUCUUACACAUCAUUCAAUAAUGCAAACAAAAUUCGCAAGUUCCAUAUAUCAGCAACACUGUGCAUGGCACGUAUUAACAAAAAUAUUAAGUGGGGGCAUUGUUACAUUAUGCUUUAGAAACCAAAUCAAAUCCAGUUAUUUAAAUUCGGUAAAUACUACUUGACUUAAAAUCCUGCCAACAAGCAUAAACAAUUUAAAUAUAUUCAAGCAUUCAUAAUAAAAUUUUAUUCCGAUGCUCAACAUAAAUAAACACGUGCUAUUGUGUGCUACUGGAUAUAACAAAAAAAAAUUAUGAAUAUCAAGCAGCUAUUUUCUGACAACUGUUUUUCUCUGCAAAAAUCAAAUAUUUUUAAAAAUUCAGCUGCGGUAUGUCUUCCCACGAAAAACAAUAAAUCUGUACUGUUGGGUUUCUUAUGGAAGUUUCGGUAGCUACGUUUCUCUGGUCAUUUCAAUUUGGCCACGUUUAAAACAACGAUGCAUGUCAUUUCCAUAUUAAAGCACAGUAUAAUCGCCAAAAAACGUAAUGAACAGCACAUCAUUUUUUAUGUACAGCGUUUACCGUUACCAAAUUAAACCCCAGCAAUUAUUCUUCAAAAUACCGACAAGCAACAAGAUUUUUUCCCCCAAGUCAGAUCGAGUCCCUUCUGCCGCUAAUUCUCAAUAUAUUUUAACUUCUGAAGAAAUACAACUGACCAAUUUAAAACCCAGGCUCAGUGGUGUUUUAACUUUCAGAUUCACUUUUUAAAGGCAAAAGAAAAUUGUUUAGGUAAUUGUAUAACGUGCGUAAUAACUUUUUACAACAGCAAAAUGGUAAUACACUAGAUAGUUAUAAGAUUAAUGCUUUGGUUAUAGCUCCAAAAGUGGGAACAAAAUUGGUGACAGUGCAUCACUAGAGUGAGAACUCACCUGCUCUGUGAGAAUAGAUACGAAAAGUUUAACACCAUAGAAAAGUUAGCAUGAUGAAAAUAUCCUGUCUCUCUAACUACCUCUGCUGAUUCUGUGAAAUAACUCAAAACCUUGUUCAGAUAUGAAAGUCUUUCCUUUUGUGAGUUAGCAUGUUACGCUCACUGAGUAAAAUACAUGUAAUUUUUUACCAGGGUGAGUGAAAAAUCAUAUUGGAAUUUGGAGGAUUCGGGACUGAUAGGAUUAAAAGGAAUAUUCAACAUUUGCCAACAUCAAAAAAACAAAACUACCAAAUUAUUGCGAAAUAAUUUAUUGGACUGGUAGUGGAUGACAUUCUGAAGCAUCCUGCAAAAUCAUGGCACCUGGUGUGCUGACAUUUUCA